Blastomyces dermatitidis ER-3 is the source of this 640-nucleotide messenger RNA. Its product is annotated as elongator complex protein 1. The record is from RefSeq and is a predicted model, not a curated record. Gene Ontology annotation, biological process: mitochondrial electron transport, cytochrome c to oxygen. The transcript is spliced from 4 exons. Lineage: Eukaryota; Fungi; Ascomycota; Eurotiomycetes; Onygenales; Ajellomycetaceae. Bases 1 to 375 code for a protein of 124 amino acids.
AUGAUAAAUUUGCUGAGUCAUGCACCGACAAUUCCUCAUCCGGACAUCGAACCAUCCGUCGAGUUUCUGAAGACUUUCCUGUCCAUUCGAGAUCAUCAAGAAACAAUUCAGGUCAAUUCUACCCCAGCAAGUCUCUUCAAGAUGCUCGCCCAAUCCGCAACCCGAGCCAGAAUGGCCAGCACCGUUUCCCGCCGCGGCUUCCACACUACCCGGCCUCAGAUGGCCAGCCCUUUCCACUACCCAGAGGGCCCUCGCACCAACCUCCCGUUCAAUCCUUUAACCAAGCACUUUUUCUGGAGAUACUGGGCAUUCAUGGGUGUGGGUUUCGGCAUACCUUUCGGCAUUGCUGCCUGGCAAAUCAAUAAAACCCAAUAAAUCUUCCCGGGGUGUAUUGUUAUUCAGUCUUGUGUGGUAACAAAUCUUCUUUGAGGUGGAAAUGAGUGAAUCAUUAUUAUAUUGUACUGUACCAAGCUAGAAUUAGUAUCAAAACAAUCUCCCGUAUAUAAUUCUCAUUCUCCAGCUCUAUUUUUGCCAUGAUUUAGGAUGCAUAAACCGUACGGCAUUGUCGCCUGUUGUGUUGAAAUUCGUGGGAUUAAAUACGGGCUUGUUUUCAAGAAUUUAAGCCUGUGGAUGAAGUCAU